UGGCAGUUGGCUGGCCAUCGGCUGAGCUGAGUCGCUAGUCGGUAGUGGAGUGUAGAGUUGUCUCGUAGCUCGUAGUGUCAGCCAGCUUGUGUGUGUCAAGUGCGAGCGCGCGUGUUUCCGCUCUAACAUCCCCCUGUACUUCUGUCUUCAAGCGCCUGGUGACUUUGUGACAUCCGCUCUGUGCUAAUGCUGAUUUGAAGAAUUUUAGGGGAUGCAGUUCCAAUUUUUAGCCAUCACUUUCACGAAAUUGAAAUAGUGAAUUUGAAGGUUUCAUUCAGAGUGGUUUGUAACUUCAUUCUUCCAACGACAUUUUUCUGAAGCCACCUUAUUUCUAACUAUUUUUAAGAUUGAAUCAAGCAUAAGCUGAAGAACUUGUUAGUCUUUUUCGUUAACAAUGAUCCGUUGUAAUGACUCGAUAGUGGAAAGUAUGAGAAAUCGUUUGGACUGAUUGAUGGUGGCAGAACAUUCAUUGAGUGAAAGAAGUGGUAGAGACACAGCAAAAAGGACACCCAUUACACCAGAGUUGCAGCCUUCCUCCAGUCCUAGAUGAAGACAAUGGAAGCUUUGGAUAAUCCAUCGUACUUUACGCUAGCGGGUUCAUCAGCGGCAGCGGCACCACCUCACGAGAGCAAGUUCUCGCUGUUGAGGAGACGCGGCCUGGGCGGAAGUGGCGGAGGCGGCUACUACAAUGGCGACGCCGCCUCCCUGACGCUGCCUUCGGCCGGCCGCCGCAGCAGUCUGCGAACUCUGCUGUUGGGCAAUCCGCGGCCUCGUGACCUGGCGCCCGAACAGAGGCCGGGCCACCGCCGCCGGGCCAGCUCGUCCGCCUCCGACCUGAUGCCACCCCCAACCCCGCCCCCGCCACCAAUCGUCGAUGACGAGGGUGAUGUGUUUGUAGAGUCGGCCACCUACUACAAUCUGACAGCACCGACUGCCGCUAGCAGACGACGUCACUCGAUCGGCACCUUCCUGAGGACAUCCGCCGCCUCCACCGCCUCUGCAAUCGCCCACGCCGAACCGGCACACUCCCUCCGCAAACGAUGUGACAAGUGCACUGGAGGAGUGAAGACCAAUGGGGAGCUCUUGGACAUAGUGAUAAUUUCAAGUGGCCUGAGUGAAACUGCCUCACUAUGGGUAACCUACCUGACAACUUGCUUCCAACAAAUCUCCACUGAACAGUCACAACCUCCAUUCAAGCUGGUAUGUGUUCGACUGGAAGAUGUUUUGGUUGGCAUGACAGCCCUGGCUCAGAACGAGAAGCUGAGCAAAGCGCGCCUGCAGAUUGUAAUCCUUUGCCCGAGUUUCCUGGAUCAGAUCAAGAAGAGUCCGGGACCAGCGACGGCACUCAGCACCCUGCUGCAGCCCAGUCGAGUCUUCGCCAUGCUCCUGGGAGUCAACGAUGAGUCUGUCACCAUACAACAUAGAGCUGCGUUGCUGUGCUUUGAUGAAUGGCGCAAAGUGGUAGUGAAAGACCAGGAUCCAACUUUUGUUGGCGACUUCCUGGGUGUCGCCAUGGACAUCCUCAGCCGUUCCUGGCAGAUCCAGCACGCCAUCAAUCAGCUGCGAACCGACGAGAAGAAAGCCCAAUUCUCAAUCAUACCAAAGAAAGUGAAAGUGGGACAAAAUAAGCUUAUAAUUCUAUUGAAUGACCCGCUUGAUGAGCAUGAUGAAAUACAUGUCUCAGUGGACAAGAAUGGAACCAGGUUGGAGCCAACAUCAGUGAAGAGACGAAAUCCUUACACUAUUCAAUUUGCUAUGCCAGUUGCAUGUCUACAAGUCUCAAUGAUCGCGAGUGUUUUCGUAGAGAAGAACGGGAAGCCUCUUGGUCACAGGCUGGUGAAAUGUGAAUGCAGGAUGCAGGAGCUCGAUCAACUGCUUAGAACCACUGAUAAUCCCAUGCAGUUCAUGUGCCAGGCUCUUGGUUUGAAUCCUGGAGAAAAAGACCAACUAGAUGUAUUUCUGGUGGCUUCUCUACAGAGAAAUCUGCCACCGCAUUUCAAUCUACUCCAGCCAGCUGGUCAUCGUUACCAUUCAGCGAACAGCGAGUACCCGACACUGCUGCACUUUGCGGCGCGCUUCGGCCUGGAGAAGCUGUCCUGGCAGCUGCUGGAGUGUCCGGGUGGCGAGCAGGCCUGCUCCAUACGCAACGCCUGUCAACUCACUCCGGCUGACAUCGCUGAGCGAGCCGGCCAUCACAAGCUCGCCAACGCGCUCAAGGGAUACUUGCAAAUGACAGAGCUUUCAAGUAUGUACAGCUAUCUCAAGGGAAUUUCGGACAAACACACACCUGGUUUUAGUGAAGCCAACUACCUACUGCCACGACCGCUGAACGACACCUACCUAGUGCCACCGGCGGCACGACCUGUCACCUCGGCCUCCACCCCGACCAGUCCUCCACCCUUCUACUGCGAACAGGAGUUCUACAAGAUACCCCCCUCGCCCAUCCUGCUCGUGGAGUCACCCAACUACAACAUCCCUCCCGCCCCCCUGCCGCUCGAACACAACAAGCUUCCACACUUUGCCACCUCUCCCACCUCACCGUCACCCACAUCCCCAUCAAAACAUAUGUUCCCCUUUGGAGGCUACAUUGAAAUGCAUGCAGAGAAAAAUCAAGAUCAUUCUCCAAAAGUAAAAGAAAAGUCAUCACACUGCCAUUAUUAUGAAAAUAGACGACACGAUGAUCAACUACCAACAAAUUUACCAUCACCUCUUGCUACUGUUCAAGAUUGUUCGAAUGCGGUUGCACCCUCCGAACACUGCAGGAAGAACAGUGCUAGCAGUAGCAGCAGUAGCACCAAGCUCUCACUUCAUGGCACCCAAGACGAGCUGGCUGAAAUCAUCAAUGACUUCAAGAAUCAUGUCAUCACAAUCGCAGAAGUUGAAAAGCUAGUGGCAAGUUGGCAGAACAGACAUGACGUUCAACAGUCUUUCAAGGAAAAACAGGAGCAACUGAAUGCAAUGAGAGAAGAAUACGAAAGGAUACAGCACAAAAUGAAAACUCAUCUGAAACGGCCGACUCCAUUCGAAAGGAUAAAGAAAUUCUUCAGUCGAGGGAAAUCAAAACAUGGUACAUGUAGUGCCGAAUGCCAGCGACAGCAGGCCAAGACCCACGGCGACAGUAUUAUCAACAACAUGAGCUCAGUGAGUGUCUGCCACCGGCCAACCAGUAGUCUCAGCCUACACAGCUCCUGCAGUUCCGGUUCGUCGGGAAGGAUGAGUAUAGCUAGUGGCACAAGCCUUGGAGACAGUGGAACACACUCUGAUCAUGACGAUAAGAAACAUUCUGUGCAAAAUGAUGUGCUGAGUCAUGGUAUAAGAAGCCGGCUGAAUGGAGAAGCUCAUCAGAACAGUUCCUCAGUUUGUUCGAUUCCACUCGACUCGCACAGCUGUUCCAAGGCAGGCCACAUGCAAACUGCAGACUAUGUCAACACCGAUCAACAUGCAGUGUGCAUGACAGGCACUCUGAAACGAUUGACUUCAUUGACAUUCGAGGACACCAUCAUUGAAGACCAGGAGACUGUGACAGUCGAGAGUGAGGAGGGCGCCACAGAGGAAAAAGCGCUGGAAACCGAGGAAGAGAUACGGGAAGUGACAGAUGAAGGAGAUAGAGGUAGUGACAAACAGGAUACAGAAGAAAAGGGAAUGGCUGUGGUGGAGAUACAUAAUCCACCUAAAUCUGAUGUAGAGGAAAAAGGGGAGUCGGAAAUCGACGGCGAUAAUCUAGCGGAAGACUCUAAACCUGCUAAAGAAACGGAGGUAGAAACUUCUAUAAACAUCGAAGACCCCCACGAGGAGAAAGGUGAGCUCGUGAGUUCGUCAAUGACCGAUACAACAGAAGAGAAUGCGAUUGAUGAUGUAAAAUUGAAAACCGUGCAAACAACCACAAUCACAACAACAGCACCAGCUAGGACGACAACAACAAAUACAUCAACAAACACAACAUGUUCAACAGUGACAGUGGUGACAGCCAAAGCAGACUCACAGGAACACACUCACAUCAGUUUCAGCGAGCUGAGAAGCAAGUUCGCUGCACUUGAGGUUGAUGAGCAGAGUGCCACCAACACAAAACAACAUCCGGAGAAUGGUGUCGUCCCGAGUCUGGUUGAGAACUGUACUGAGGAAAUAAACAGCGAUGAAGAAAUAAUGAAUAGAACAGACGACCUACUUGAAAAUCUACAACUGCAUGAUUACAUGAAUGUGCCAAUUGCAGAUGUAUUCCCCCCUCCACCUGUUCCUCCCAGGGGAGGUUACAAUCACAUUUCUCUAUAGUGUCAAAGUUUAUCAUUGUUUUGGCACUCAGCUCAAUUUGAGGCAACAUUCUAGCAAGUGGCUCAAUUUGAGGAAUCAAGAAGGUAAAUAAUAAUACGCAGUAUCUUAGAUUGCAUUGAUUUUACAUUGGAGAUAAAACUAUAAAAGUGAUAAUGGAGUGAAUCACAAUUUAUACAGGUAUAAUUUUAUUGUUAAUUUAAUUUGUCAUCAAGACUUCCCUUCAACAAGCCUAUCAUGUUUAAUAAAACUCCUAUCCAAUCAUAUUAUGAACAAUAAUUACUAAUAUAUUUUAACAUUUAUUGCUAUUGAGAACUCAUUAAUAAUAAUAUCGAGUGACCUGGCUGGCUCAGGUCUGGUGUCGGAGUUUUCAGAUCGCACCUGAUCAAUUUCAGAGCCUCUGACAUGACCUAACGACUGUUUUUAGGCAGCCGGAACCGACUACCUAACGUGUCCAUCCGAAAUACGAAAAUUUUAACGAGAACUCAUUGAACAUUCGUCAUGAUUGUAAAUAAUUGUGUUUAUAUGUUUUGUAAAUCGCAUGAAACUAGUAUUUAUUCUUCCAGUUCUAACUCUACAUAGUUAGUUGAAAGAAGGAGUUUUCAUAUUUAACAUCCUUAUUUAACGAGCAAAAUUAAAUAACUAUACGGAUAGAGAAUAAUUUAGAAUGUAGCUAGAUAUUUUAUGUACCGUUUUUUGUAUUACCAUAAUAUUAAGCUGCAAGAUUAAUUAGAUUUUCAUAAAUCUCAAUAUCAAUAUUAAAAUACAAAUUCGAGACAACAGAAUAUUGAUAUUAUAGCCUCAACAGUUGACUGUAUUAUAUUAUGAACUGUAUGGCUUAUCUAAAUAAAAAUACUAGUAAUAUAAUGCUGUAUAAAUGCUACAUGUAAACAGUACUCAAAAAAUAUUGUAACGUGUUUUACAUUUUUGUAUUCGAAUAAAAUUGUCAUGAUUAUUAGAGAUUUAAAAA
Molecule: messenger RNA, 5236 nt
Organism: Nilaparvata lugens (brown planthopper)
Lineage: Eukaryota; Metazoa; Arthropoda; Insecta; Hemiptera; Delphacidae
Gene: stumps
Product: phosphoinositide 3-kinase adapter protein 1
Exons: 18
Coding region: 547-4269 (1240 amino acids)
Cellular component (GO): cytosol
Molecular function (GO): transmembrane receptor protein tyrosine kinase adaptor activity; fibroblast growth factor receptor binding
Source: RefSeq, a predicted model, not a curated record